AUGAAAGAAACGGCAUCGCAACUCCACUGCCCUCCGCAAGACGGGAACCCUGCGCCUCCCAGACAGUAUCAAGAAGACCCUGAAUUUAAAGAUCACAGGGAUUCGACCUAUGAAGCUGUGGGCCUAUUACGGCCCACUGAAGCUGUUCAGAGGAAGAAAAAUAAGCUACUUCCUGAGUGGCUCCGUAAGAAACGGUAUUUUGCUUUGUUGAUAAUCACGAUUCUAGCUGUGGGCACCGUGCUUGCUGUCCUUGGCGGCCUGGGGAGGUUAGGGGACUUGGGAGAGCAGAAAGAUGAUCCAAAUGCGCCGAAAGAUGGGCUCUCUCCGCCAUGGUAUCCAACCCCAAAAGGUGGAACUACGUCCAGUUGGGCAGAGAGCUAUAGUAAAGCACAAACUAUGGUUAAAUCCAUGACGUUGACCGAGAAGGUGAACAUUACAACAGGGGUUGGUUGGCAAAUGGGCCUCUGCGUGGGAAAUACUGGCCCAGCUACUUUUGCAGGUUUUCCGUCUCUCUGUUUACAGGAUGGGCCAUUGGGUUUGCGGUUCGCGGAUAAUAUCACUGCCUUUCCAGCAGGCAUUACAAUUGGCGCUACCUGGGACCGGGAUCUGAUGCGCAAAAGAGGUCAGCUACUAGGACUCGAAGCUCGCCUUAAAGGGGUCAACGUUCUUCUCGGACCCGCGAUGGGACCCUUAGGCACUUUACCAGCCGGGGGUCGUAACUGGGAAGGAUUUGGCUCUGACCCCGUUCUUCAAGGUGUUGCUGCAGCAGAGACUAUUAAAGGUAUCCAAGAAAAUGGUGUCAUAGCCACGGCAAAACACUACGUUCUAAACGAGCAAGAGCAUUACAGACAGCCUCUUGAAUGGGGAAUACCGAAUGCAAUGUCUUCCAACAUUGAUGAUCGGACCUUGCGCGAGGUUUAUGUGUGGCCAUUUGCCGAAAGUGUGAGAGCAGGCGUGGCUAGCAUCAUGUGUGCCUACCAGAUGGUUAAUAAUUCCUACUCCUGCGGGAAUAGCCUCCUUUUAAACGGUAUACUCAAGGAUGAACUAGGAUUUCAAGGUUUCGUACAAUCGGAUUGGUGGGCCCAACAAGCUGGCGUAUCCACCGCUCUCGCGGGUUUGGAUAUGUCAAUGCCUGGAGGUGGCCCUCGUCUAAGCCCCGGAGUCUCAUAUUGGGGAAGCAAUCUUACCAUAGCAGCGCUGAACACAUCCGUGCCGAUGGAGCGUUUGAAUGAUAUGGCUACCAGAAUAGUCGCUGCAUGGUAUCAACUGGGCCAGGAUUCUUGGCCAAAACCCCCACCUGAUGAUGAAGGUGGUCCAAAUUUCUCAUCAUGGACAAAAGAGAGGAUUGGACGCAUUCACCAGGGAAGUGAUGAUAAAGACGCUACUGGUGUAGUGAACAAGUACAUCAAUGCUCAAGGGAAGGGAGACAACGCGCAUUCAAUAGUGGCACGUCUGAUUGCAGCCGAAAGCACCAUUUUAUUGAAGAAUGAGGAUGAGAUAUUGCCUCUCUUCAGGAAUGGAAGUGAUUAUAAUACUACAACAUAUCGUGUUGGAAUCUACGGAGAAGACGCCGGCCCAGGAAAAGGCCCCAAUUUCUGUCCAGAUCGAGCAUGCAAUCAAGGCACCCUAGGCUCGGGAUGGGGUAGUGGUGCCGUCGACUUCCCAUAUCUUAUAACACCAGGGAAAGCGCUGAAGAGAGAGUUCAACAAUGACACUGAGGUUUCGCUAUAUUUGGAGAACAAAGUUUCGGAUCGAGACCUGAGUGAUAAAGAUCUCUGUAUUGUUUUUGUGAACGCAGAUGCGGGCGAGGGGUUUGCGUCUGAUGGUGAUUUACGUGGAGAUCGCAAUGACCUCUUUUUGCAAAAGGGCGGAGAUCAAUUGAUUAAACACGUCGAAUCGAAGUGUGGAAACGGAACUGGCCCAACAAUUGUCGUCAUUCAUGCUGUUGGCCCUGUUAUUCUCGAAUCUUGGGUUGACCUCCCAGGGGUCAAGGCUGUUGUACUUGCGAAUCUCCCCGGCCAAGAAAGCGGGAAUGCACUUGUGGACUUCUUGUUCGGUGAUGUCGAUGCUUGUGGUCGGCUGCCUUAUACUAUUGGCAAAAGCAGCGAUGAUUAUGGGCCAGAAGCCAAAGUGUUGUAUCAAACGGACGACCCCGUUCCCCAAAAAGACUUUUCCCACGGACUUUACAUCGAUUAUCGCUACUUUGACAAGCAUAACAUUACGCCUCGCUAUGAGUUCGGCUAUGGGCUCUCGUAUACAACGUUCCAGUUUUCCAAUAUCACCAUUAUUCCAUUGCAAAAUAAAACAGCUUUGCCUUCGCGACGACCUGAAUCGAAAAUACUGCCGCCCUCGUACAGCGAUGAGAUUCCGUCUUUGAAAGAGGCCCUGUUCCCGAAAGGAUUCCGGAUAUUGUCUAAGUAUAUCUAUCCAUACAUAUCAUCUGCGAAGCAGGUAAAGCGAGGAGAGUACAAAUAUCCCGAAGGGUAUAAUAUCACCCAACAGCCAUCACAAGCCGGUGGAGGCGAGGGCGGUAACCCAUCGCUGUUUGAGCCCUUCGUCAAUGUGUCUAUCUCCUUAACUAAUAUCGGCGUGCGGACCGGAAAGGAAGUUGUCCAGGUCUACGUCUCAUUCCCGACGAAUAUAACAGAGGUUGCGGUUCCAGAUAGGAACUUAACAGCUAAUCGCACAGAGCCAUUGACGUCUAUCGAAUUCCCUGUCCGGAUGCUCCGAGCUUUCCACAAGGUCGAGCUAAGCGCAGGCGAGUCAGCCGCAGUCAACCUGUCACUAACACGGAAAGAUUUAAGCUAUUGGAGUACGAAGGAGCAGAAUUGGGUCAUGCCAACGGCAGGUGCAUUUAAAAUAUGGGCUGGCAAAAGCUCCAGAAACUUGCCGCUUGUAGGUGAAUUCUAG
Messenger RNA from Uncinocarpus reesii 1704, 2910 nucleotides. RefSeq lists its product as uncharacterized. The transcript has 3 exons. Gene Ontology annotation, biological process: glucan catabolic process. The coding region runs from base 1 to 2910 and encodes 969 amino acids. The record is from RefSeq and is a predicted model, not a curated record. NCBI's taxonomy places the organism in Eukaryota, Fungi, Ascomycota, Eurotiomycetes, Onygenales, Onygenaceae. Gene Ontology annotation, molecular function: beta-glucosidase activity.